CAUAGCUGUACUACUUUACCCUUAAACGACACGUGUCCAAUAAUGUCCCGGCUAGUCCGCCACGUGUCAAUUAAAAAAAUCCCCAAUUCCCAGACGAACUCCAUGAAACUUCGCCCUAUAAAUAAUCUUCCAAACCCCGACGAGUUCCGACAUCCACACACAAUCAACCUAAUAAUCCAUUUUCUUGUACUUCUUCUUCUUCUUCUUCUUCGUUAUACUCCGUCGUGCUCCGGUGACUAAUACGGGCGAAUGGCUGUCGGAAUCGGCGUUCCGAUCUGCGUCGAAUGUGGAACCCACCGCAAUCCGUGCAGGUGCAAGGUGGUGGGGCCGACCCUGGGGUUCUUGGCGUUCGCGGUGGCGGCGGUUGUAGAGUGGCCAGUGGGAGCUCUGGUUUACUGCUUCCGCCACCACAAGGGCCGCCGUAUCAUGGCGCAUCCGGUCACCGUCGUUUACCCGUCGGUGUCUAAUGCGGUUCCUAUUUGAGAGAAUACGCAGCUAAUGAAAUUCCUGUCUAUGGCCGCUUAAAAAAAUAAAAUAUAUAGAGGAAUUCUGUUAUCUAUUCCAACUUUUAUUUCAACUUUUAUUUAUGUGUA
This is a messenger RNA of Cucurbita pepo subsp. pepo (vegetable marrow), 593 nucleotides long. RefSeq names its product cold-regulated protein. The record is from RefSeq and is a predicted model, not a curated record. Lineage: Eukaryota; Viridiplantae; Streptophyta; Magnoliopsida; Cucurbitales; Cucurbitaceae.